AUGAAUGCCUACGCUCUGCACUCGAUGGAGGUGAAGGCGAAGCCGGCGAGGGGCGGGAAGAGGAGCAGGGCGAGCGGCGGCAUGGCGGUGGUCCUGCUGGAGAAGAAGGAGUCGGAGAAGGAGAGGAGGAAGCGCAUGAAGGCGCUCUGCGAGAAGCUUGCAUCCCUAAUUCCAAGAGAACACUGCUGCUCCAGCACUGAUACAAUGACCCAGCUAGGCAGCCUGGACGUGGGGGCGUCAUACAUCAAGAAGCUGAAGGAGAGGGUCGACGAGCUGCAACGUAGGAGGAACUCUGUGCAGGCCUUGGAUACCUUAAGAGGAGAUACUAGCAUCCCAACACCCACUACCACCACUACCACAAGCAGCAGUGCAAGGUCGCCGGAAGAAGAGAAAGCUUGGGAGGCAUUGGAACCAGUAUUGCAGGUGCGGCAACACGACGAUUCAAGCAUGGAGGUGAGACUGAUAUGUUGCAUGGAGAGGCCGAUCAAGCUCCAUGAGGUGAUCACCAUCCAUGAGGAAGAAGGUGCUGAGAUCAUCAAUGCCAAUCGCUCUGUUGCUGGCCACAAAAUGUUGUACACUAUACACUCUCGGGCCUUCAGCUCGAGAAUUGGCAUAGAUGUUUCAAGGGUUUCUGAACGACUGGGGGCAUUGCUCCGACUUUUUUCACAUGAAAAUCAGGCACCGUCGUGCAUGCGCAGCGAUAGGGUCCUCAGGUACACCGAUGGAGCCAACGCGACUCCUCCCAAGGAGCUCGUCAGCAACAAUGAUAUAGGUGGAACCAAUAAGGUGACAAACCACGAGUGUGAGUCUUGGGUUGAGCAAGACCAAGUGACGUGGAGUUCAAUGCUUGCGUCAGUAUCACCAGAGCUGCUCGAGUAG
Triticum turgidum subsp. durum (durum wheat) is the source of this 879-nucleotide messenger RNA. The record is from the annotation of a GenBank genome assembly. Lineage: Eukaryota; Viridiplantae; Streptophyta; Magnoliopsida; Poales; Poaceae.